GAGAAGCUUGGGAGAGAGAUUCCUGGAAAAGAUAAGGCGACAACACACCAGUUCUUAAUUAAGCCCAUCUCUUCUGUGGCUCAUCUCAAACUGAACAUGAAGCCCGAGUUGGCUAACUUCACCUCCCCUAAGGCAUUCCUCACGGUCGUGUUUGAUGAGAUCGGAAUCGGACUGUCCAAACGACAGUACAAUGAUGUCCUAGAGAUGCUGGAGUCUGCAGAGAGAAUGUACCUGAUGAGUGUUUAUAGGAAAUAUCGCCCUAAUGUUCCACUCCAUAAAAACGCCAAAACAUGGUGGCACUUUGCUCGGGACAGUGUCCUGGAAGAGAAAGUUCGUAGACGGCGCCGCAUGUUUUCCUGGGAUCACAUCAUGAAGCACCGUGUCGCCAUGAAGAAGUACAGAGACAUGUACACCAAGAGGUUAGCCAAUCCUAAAAGUGUGUCAAAGGAUAUACAAAGAGAAAUAGAGGAAUAUGAGAAGUUUCUGGACGUGUUUUCUAUCACUCUGAUGAGAGGACAGGCGGAGGUCGAGGCAGCUAAGCUCGGGGCGAAGAAGGAGGAGGAGAAAUCAGGAGGGUGGUUCGGGGGGUUGUUUGGUGGAAAGAAGAAAAAGAAGGAAGACAAGGAGGAGAAAGACAUCAAGGAACAGUUUCAAGAUGAGUUUAAUGAGAAAGAGAAAGCCAAGCUUUACCAGGCCAUUGGUUACCAAGAGAACGAGGCGGAUCCGACCUUACCCCGAGAGUACGUAGCAGUGAGACUGGUAACCAAGCUGAGUGGUUUGUCUGUGACUCUCAAUGACGAGUCAAAGAAGGAGCCACAGAUUCUUAAACUGCAGUUGAGAGACGUGUAUGCAAGUGUAGGUCAAAGGCCAGCGGAUAGUGCAAUACAGGUGGAAGGGAAGAUAGAUAGAUUCAUAGUGGCCGGUUCACCACAAGGGGGCAGCACUCCCAAAAUAGUGGUGUCCUUAAACGAGGAUAAGAAGGUGGUGUACUCCCUGCUGAACUUUAACUUUGAGACGAAUCCGCUGGACCGUAGCUGUGACACCAGGGUCGUUCUGGAUGCCCGACCGUUACAGAUCAUUUAUGAUGCAAUUUCUAUCAACAACAUGGCAGACUUUUUCAAACCACCAAAGGAGGUCUACCUUAAGCAGUUGUCGAGAGCUGCUAUGGCGAAGUUUGAGGACAUCAAAGAGCAGUCUGCGACAGGACUGAAGCACGCAAUAGAACAACACAAGUAUACAGACAUACGAGUGGACCUCAAGCCGUCCCAUGUCAUUAUACCACACGGGGGAUACUAUAAAAAGGGUGCUGUAAACAUUCUUGUCCUUGACCUUGGAAAUUUGAAGGUCAAUAGUGAGAAAAAUAAAGUUGGAGACAGCAAGUCCUUAGCUGUAGAAGACAUGAUGUCCAGGGCGUACGACAACUUCAAAAUCAAGUUGGAUCAGAUUCAAAUAUUAUUCGCAAAACCAGGAGAGGACUGGAAUUCCGUCAGAUCAGCUGAAAAGUCCCCUCAGCAUGUCCUACACCCCAUCUCUAUCAACCUCCUCCUACAGAAGAGCAUGUUUGACAAUGAUCGACGAAUGGCAAAGAUCAAGGUCUCUGGGGAUCUCCCCCUGCUGAGCCUCAGCCUGUCUGACCUGAGGUUACAGGAGAUUCUCCAGUUAGCCCAGAGUAUCCCCCUACCGGAGGGAGAGGAAGCAGUGGGACUGGAGGAGGAGGAAUUGUUUGCAGAUGCCCUUGACGUACCUCUGGACAUUAACGAGAACCAGUUAAUGAAGAAAGUGGUGGAUGUGUCAGCAGAACUGGCGGAAAUGGAGAAUCUGAAGUCUCCCCGCCCACAGGAAAUAGUCAACAGAACCAUGAUGGAGAUGAAGUUUGAGAUCAAACAG
Saccostrea cuccullata (small rock oyster) is the source of this 1887-nucleotide messenger RNA. RefSeq names its product intermembrane lipid transfer protein VPS13A-like. The record is from RefSeq and is a predicted model, not a curated record. Gene Ontology annotation, biological process: protein targeting to vacuole; protein retention in Golgi apparatus. The annotation marks the transcript as partial. The transcript has 18 exons. Lineage: Eukaryota; Metazoa; Mollusca; Bivalvia; Ostreida; Ostreidae. Gene Ontology annotation, cellular component: extrinsic component of membrane.